CACAAACUUUGCCAAAGUGUCUCUAUGCUAAGAUUCAGUUGUAGAUUUGAAAGUUUUAAUUAUAUAUUUUUAAAUGUAACUAAAAAUGAGUGUGUACUUUUUGAAUUUAUUGAAAUAUGAAUCGAAAAUUUCUUCGGAAAGCGAAUUCCCCGAGCAAUGGAUGCGACACAAAAAAACUAUGCGAGCCAAAAGACACUCGAACGUACAGAAUGAAGCCAGAACCAAACCACAGAGUGCCAGCACCGCGCUGCCGACAACAGAAGCAAUAAUAGUCCACGACGAAUCAACAAAGAAGUCACAGCCUUCCCCUCCAUCGAAGAUCUCCGCCGAAUGGAGUGGCGCAACGGGUGGUCCACCUGCUGAAGUGGUUCUGAGACUACAUCCAGUGCCUACACCGACUGCUCGUGUCAACGCUUCCUAUCCAGACAUCGACAAGAACACGAAUGGUAGCGGCGUGGUGGUCAGAGCUGAAGAAGCACUGAUCGUGGCGUUCGUCUUGCUGUUGUGGGUGGCAGCCAUUGCUUUAUUCUUCAACCGCUGGGGCAAGAUAAGGUGUGUCUAUAAACUAAUGCUGGAACCGUAUCAACCGAAAUUUCAACAGCAACAUCGACAGAGCUGCGUUCUAGCCGAAAGUUCAGUCGUUGUUCCACCUCAUCAUCGGGCAUCACUCUCUCGUGGAUGCGUCUCAUACGAUUGUGGAACUGGCUUCCCAACUUAUCAACCGUUUGCUUAUCUGUCACAUCGGCCUAGGCAGAAUUCUGUCUUCGUUGGCAGCGUCGGUGGAAUGGCGCUGAUUCCUGAAAGUCCUCCUAGACGCUCACGAUCAGCAGCAGAUCUACCAGCUCUUGUCCCACCUACAGAUGGCUCGCGUACAACAGUCAGGUCUUCACGGGCUGCAAGUCUCCACAGCGCUGUGGACUUAAGAGUUUGUGCACCUUCACCGAGAACAUCGCGAGCGGCCAGCUUACAUUCAGCUGUAGAUAUGCCCCCUGGAUGCGUCCAAGUACACGUCAGAGGCUCAGGAUCCAAUCUAAGCCGACCUAAAAGUCCAAGACGAUUAACAAUUACUAAUGUUUAAUAUUAUGGAUAAAGUAUAGUGAAUUAAGAUGGUGCGUGUUUAAACGGACCAAAUUUUCGUUUACUACUUGGCUGUUAUCUACCCAGACGAUUAGCUAAUUUCAUCUAUUAAUAAUCCAUAUUCCGAAAUUAGUUUGUAAAUUUGUAGUACAUAAAAGUAAGUAACAGUAGCUUUAAGCCUUUUGUUCUUUAAUAAACAAGAUAACUUAUUUACUUCUUGGUGUGACAAUGGAAAUGUACCAAUUAGAGAAAUUAAGUAUAAAUAUUUAAGAAUCUUAUCUUCGGACCUAUCAUCUAACUUUUACUUCUUAUCUAUCCUCUCAUCAUAUCUAAUGAAAUGUAGUUUGUUUAGAUAGUAUUUUAGUGCGUUUAUACGCAGCGUUAGACGUGUGGUGCUACUCUAAGAAAAAGAUUUUUUUACCUUUUGUUAUCAAUGAAAUAGGAAAGUAUACUGCGAUAAAAAUGGAAAAAUCCACACAAACUUCCUUGAACAAUCACUGGUCGUUAUGCCUUUUACUGAUUAAGUUCCCUUAAAUCUGCAUUUAUCCAUUCUACUAGAUUACGGUUGCAAUAAUAUAAUUAUGAAUACUUAGGUUUUGGCCCUGUCGAGUACGUCCUCUGUAACUAUUAUCGUACUAAGCUCACUAGUUUUAAUGUGAAUGAUGUUAUUGGAAUUAUCCUACCUUCAGUUAUAAACACGUCACUAUUGCUUUACAAAUUAUUAUACUUAGUGGACUAUACUUUCCCGACCUAAUUUUUUUAUUGAACAACCAUCGUCGUCACAUAUCUUGUCAUAAACAAAUCAACUAUUUAAAAGGAUUUGAAAAACCAUCACAAGUAAAAGCAAAUAAAAUCUACUGUUCUAAAACUACUUUUACCAUUUAAUUACACAUUUUGAUUAUGAUCAAAUUCAUUCCGACGUUUGAAAACUUUCCAGUUUUCGUGGUCGCAAAUUUUAUUAAAUGGUAAAAGUUGUUUAAUUUUAUUUGACAUUCGUUCUAGCGUCUGAAUAGUUUACUAAUCAACAAAAAAACGAUACUUUCAAUGGCCAAGCUAUAUUUCGUACGCUUAGAACUAAAUUAACGUCUAUUAAUCAGAAUUUUAGGGUAACGCUCGAUAACUACAAUUUUAAGUUUAAAACUAAAACAAUCUGAGACUAAAUGUAAUAAAAACAUUUAUUACUCACUCAUUCGCUCAUUUCAUUUCUUUCGGGCACGAUUCAGUACAAUUCGAUUCGAACGUACUUUGCAUAAUUUAUUCUGUUAUGUUAAUAAAUAACAGAAAAAGACGUCGAUGUACAUAUUUUCGACUUUUUAGUUCUGUUCAUUUCAAAAAAAGCUCAGCACUAGAAGUAAAAUAAAACUAAAAAAGUUUCUUGUACUUACAUCAUGGAAUAAAAUUUAAUCUUUGCAUAUAAUUCUUGCAUUAUUAAUAGAUACUAGUUUAAAUUUUUUUUAUUUUGUAACUUGUUUUAUCUCGGCACUAGAUACUGAAACAGCGAUGGAUGGUACUGGGGCGAGGCGCUUCUCUACAAAUCAGUACUGCUAAGCGGUUUCUCUAAUAGCCUCUUUAGGGGAUUCAGUUUCCAAUUACAUAGGUAAAUGAACGAAAUAAAGAAUAAAAUUGCGAGCCACAUUAGUGGUGUGGCUAGUAAGUUGCUUAGGGUGAACGUCCAGACCAACCCUCAUUGUACUGUGUAAUAAUGUCCUGACCAAGAUCACUUUAAAUGAUUACCGAAUGCUGAUGUGAUGUUGUUUUCUCUCGAUCCAAAUAAAAGUUUAUUUAGAAGAGCUAGCUCACAGAUCGGUAUGACGAGGGCACAUGAAAAGCUGUAGGACAUUGAACACAAAUAAAAGCAUUGUUCAUAAUUUAAUUUAUUUAUAAUCGUCAACUGCGGUUUCCAGAAUGUUCUAUGUAUAUAUUAAACAACUAACGUUGAUUAAAGAAUAUUGAAUUAGGUAAUUACUGAUACUAGUAGCAAACAUAAAAUCAAUUAUUCUAAAACACACCCACUCCUUAAUCAAAUUGUAGUAUAUUUAAGGUUACUAUGCUCAUACUAGUAUCUUUAAGAAUGAAAAAAAAACUAUUUUGUGACUCCGAUGUAUUGAUUCCCUUCAAAAUUUGUCCAGCUCUAUGCUAAGUUGUGAUUUCAUACAAAUCACUUAUAAAUUUAUAGCUAUCAAAUGAAAUGAACUAAAAUAUAAUUAAACUAUACAUACUACAACGUUAUGAGAAAAACAACCGUUGUAAUGUUUAAAAAAUAGCACUUUAUACCGUCCGGAGUAAAAAUAGAACUGUUACCCAAAACCGAUAAAUAGAAUGGAAUAACAAUAUUCAAUUGUGACAAAGAGUAUUAUUAUGCGCUUAAUAGAGAUAAACAUUACGUUAGCAACUUCUUUCUUACCCUUACUCUAAUCUGUUAGAUCUUUACAAAUGACAAUAUAAACGUAAGUAAUUCGAUAAUCAUUUGUUUUAUGAACAAUGCAUAAUGUCACAAUUUUUUCAGUGAUUGAUAAUUAAAUACAAAUAUUUAAAUACGGAAGAGCUGUAUACUAUUGCGAAGUCACUUCUAAUGACGCAACCAUCUUCCAAGAUUUUAAAUCACCUAACGUACGUACAAAUAAUUUUUUGAUGGAAAAUAAAAGCCACAAAAAUAGUUAUGCCGUCUAAAAACGAGAACCACGCGCGGUCGCGUCGCGAUAGAAAACAAAAUCUACCCAUUGUCUAGGAAUUACAGUUGACCUAGAAUUCCAUUUUUGAAUUGUUCGCAGCUAUAAAGUCGCUUCACCGCUUCGCUUUCAAAAUAAAUAACCUUUGACAAUGGAAGUGACCAGAUCUGCGAAGUCAUUGUAUUCUAAAACUUCUGAAAUGUUAUAAAUUUAGGCACAAUUUAAAUGCACAAUAAAUAUUAAGUUAUAAGCUAGGCGAAUAAUGAAUAGCAUAAAAUGUAAUUCAUAAAUAAACAUUCUUCAUCCAA
Bombyx mori (domestic silkworm) is the source of this 4054-nucleotide messenger RNA. RefSeq lists its product as uncharacterized. The record is from RefSeq and is a predicted model, not a curated record. The transcript is spliced from 8 exons. Bases 86 to 1078 code for a protein of 330 amino acids. Lineage: Eukaryota; Metazoa; Arthropoda; Insecta; Lepidoptera; Bombycidae.